CCUCUGGGCGGACGCUUCCACUCUCUAAACCACCGCCUCUUUCUCUCAGCAGCACUGGGACUUCAUGCUCCAGCUCUCUUUUUUUUUUUUUUUUUUUAUUAUUUAUGGACCCCUCUCUAAGGACGGUGUGACCGCCUUCAAUGAAGUGUGAAGACGACAACAUGGGAGGCCCCGUGUACCCGAGAUGACCGAUGCUUUUGGUCCAAAUAAGCCCGUCUUGAAGAGGGAAACUUUGAAACAAGGAGCUUGUUUUCGGAGCUCCAGCCUCCUCGCCUCCUCGCCUCCUCUCCUCCUCCUCCCCUCCUCUCUCCCCGUAGGAGCUGAUUCAAAGGCGAAAAAAAAACCAAGAUGGCCGCCGAUUCCGUGCAGGGGGAUGCCAGGGGCCAACUGGUGGCGGAGCGACUGGGUCUGGGACACAACCUGGACCUGUCCGACACCAUGGUUCAACAGAAGCUGGACGAGAUCAAGGAGCAGAUCCGCCGCGAGAUCCGCAAGGAGCUGAAGAUCAAAGAAGGUGCAGAGAACCUGCGAAAGGUCACCACAGACAAGAAGAGCCUGGCUUAUGUUGACAACAUGCUGAAAAAAUCGAACAAGAAGGUCGAGGAGCUUCACCAAGAGCUGCAAGAGCUCAACGCCCACAUCGUGGUCAAAGACCCUGAAGAACUGCUAGAAUGCCCUUUGACCCCAGAUACCCCGAACAGUGAGGCGCGAAUGUGCAACAGCAACAGCCGCCUGGCCGCCCUGAAAAGACAGAACGACAUCGAGCUCAAGGUCAAACAGGGAGCCGAGAACAUGAUUCUGAUGUACUCCAACGGGCCCUCCAAGGAUCGUAAGUUGCUAGCGACUGCCCAGCAGAUGCUUCAGGACAGCAAGACGAAGAUCGAGUUCAUCAGGAUGCAGAUCCUCAAGUCCAGCCAGGCCAGCGAGAUGAGCUUCGAGAGCAACGAUGUGAUGGACAAGCCCAUCAUCAGCCCGUUGGACCUUCGGGUGGAGGAACUGUGUCACCACGCCAAGAUAGAGUCCGCCGUGGCGGAGGGAGCCAAGAACGUCAUGAAGCUCCUGGGCUCGGGAAAAGUCACAGAAAAGAGAGCGCAUUCAGAGGCCCAGGCUCGUUUUAACGAGUCCAGUCAGAAGCUCGACCUCCUGCGAUAUUCCUUGGAGCAGCGCCUCAACGAGUUGCCUAAAAACCACCCUCGCAGCAGCAGCAUCGUGGAAGAGCUUUCCCUGCUGUCCUCGCCGCCCCUCAGUCCCAGAUCCAGCAUCAUCUCCACGCAGAACCAGUACAGCACGGUGACGAAGCCCGCUGCACUCACAGGCACGUUAGACGUCAGGCUCAUGGGCUGUCAGGACCUUCUGGAAAACGUCCCGGGUCGUUCCAAAGCUGCGUCUGUCCCGCUGCCCGGCUGGAGCCCCAGCGAGACGCGCUCGUCCUUCAUCAGCCGAGCAAACCGAAACCGCGGUGUGAGCUCACGGAACAUGACAAAGAGCGAGGAGCUCUCCAAUGAGAUCAGCGCAGUGUUGAAGCUGGACAACACGGUAGUCGGACAAACAAGCUGGAAGUCGGUCAGUAACCAGGCCUGGGACCAGAAGUUUACAUUGGAGCUGGACCGGUCACGUGAGCUGGAGAUCUCGGUGUACUGGCGCGAUUGGCGUUCGCUCUGCGCCGUCAAGUUCCUACGACUGGAGGACUUCCUGGACAACCAGCGUCACGGGAUGUGUUUGUACCUAGAGCCACAGGGGAUGCUGUUUGCUGAGGUAACAUUUUUCAAUCCCGUCAUUGAGAGACGACCAAAGCUUCAAAGACAAAAGAAGAUUUUCUCGAAGCAGCAAGGUAUAACCUUCCUGCGAGCCCCUCAGAUGAACAUCAACAUCGCCACCUGGGGCCGCCUGGUGAGAAGAGCCAUACCGACCGUCAGCACCAACUCCUUCAGCCCGCAGGCGGCUGAGACCGGGACAAGCAGCCUGCCGGGAUCACCCACACCCUGCAGUGACCCGCUGGUGACCAAGCUGGACUUUGACAAAGAGCCCACCCCAGGACCCAAACACUACCCAGUACCCGACGACAUCAGAGAACCACUGGUGCAGGAUAAGAUGCCCGACAAGGAGGAAGUACAGGAUGCCCUCGCCUCAUUCGACUUCUUGAACAAGAGGAACAGCAUGGCGUUGAAGCCGGACCUGGACAGAGACCACUCGGAGCAGGAGAUGCAGCCUCCAGACCUGGAGCUCAUCGCCAUCCAGAAAGACACAGAGAUAAGGGAAGAAGAGCAGUUCCUCUUCAGUCUCCAAGACUUCAAAUGUGUGGCGGUCCUCGGACGUGGUCACUUUGGAAAGGUGUUGUUAGCAGAAUAUAAAAGCACAGGAGAGAUGUUCGCUAUCAAAGCGCUGAAGAAAGGAGACAUUGUGGCUCGUGAUGAGGUGGACAGUCUGAUGUGCGAGAAGAGGAUUUUCGAAACGGUCAACAGCGUCCGCCACCCGUUCCUGGUCAACCUGUUUGCGUGUUUCCAGACGCAGGAACACGUUUGUUUUGUCAUGGAGUACGCUGCGGGAGGUGACCUGAUGAUGCAUAUUCACGCUGACGUUUUCUCCGAGCCUAGGGCCAUAUUUUAUGCAGCCUGCGUCGUAUUGGGAUUACAGUUCUUACAUGACCAUAAGAUUGUAUACAGAGAUUUGAAGCUGGAUAACCUGCUGCUGGAUACAGAGGGCUAUGUAAAGAUUGCUGACUUUGGGCUUUGCAAAGAAGGAAUGGGUUUCAGGGACCGCACCAGCACGUUUUGCGGCACGCCAGAGUUUUUAGCGCCCGAGGUUUUGACCGAAACGUCGUACACUCGCGCUGUGGACUGGUGGGGGCUGGGCGUCCUCAUCUUUGAGAUGCUGGUCGGGGAGUCGCCCUUCCCCGGUGAUGAUGAGGAGGAAGUGUUCGACAGCAUCGUCAAUGACGAAGUCCGCUACCCACGGUUCCUCUCGACCGAGGCCAUAUCCAUCAUGAGGAGGCUUUUGAGAAGGAGUCCAGAACGACGACUGGGAGCAGGAGAAAGGGACGCAGAGGAGGUUAAGAAACAUCUAUUCUUCAGGAACAUGGAUUGGACCGGACUGUUGGCUAAGAAAGUGAAGCCGCCGUUCGUGCCGACCAUUCAGGGCGCCAACGACGUCAGCAAUUUCGACGAUGAAUUUACCUCAGAGGCUCCGAUCUUAACCCCGCCCAGGGAACCGCGAGCGCUGAACUUGGACGAGCAGAACAUGUUCUCUGACUUUGAUUACAUCGCUGACUGGUGUUAGCUCCACCUGACCCCCGUCUAUACACACUCACACACACACACACACUGUGAACCAACCAACACAGCGAUGACUGUAGCUCACAUCAUUUUUAAAACUUUCGUCUCCCUCGCCCAAAAAAUGUUGAGGAGCAACGAGCCUUCGGGCAAAACUCUGUGCCAUUGAGAAGAAAGUCCAGACGCCUCCCGAGGACCCUCCCCACUUAUUUUUUAAUCCACAUGAAGAACGUUUUUUUUAAGAAAAAAAAGAAAACAAAUGAAACUCUGUUGUUGGAGAGUGAAGGAGGAGGAAUGCUUCGUCCUCCUGCGCACGUCGUCGUCGUGUCCAUUGUCUGACCACUGAGAAUGUUUUUCAUAUGAACUCCUGAGAAGACGGCAACAUCACAAUCAUGUUAUUCAGUGUCACUGUCUUCAGCUUUUCCUUUUGAUCUGUACAGAUUAUAUUCAGUCGUAUAUUUUAUUGUUUUUCUUUCCUUUCUUUAUUUGCCCUCGCCAUAGCUUCAGGACAUUUUUAUCUCACUGUAAAGUUUGACAUUUCCGCCAGGUGUUCAGUGAAUUUGAAAUGCUCAAAGCAUUAUCGUCACUGAGCGGUUCAACUACAACAAACAUCUUGACUACUACUGCUGCUUCCUCACUUGAAAUCAAAAGUCUUUACACUACAUUUCUUUUUGUCCACAAUCUGUUUUAAAGGUGCUAUUGAUAACAUUCAGCCACUAGAUGUUGCAUUCACUUCACAACAAGUGGUUGCCAGGCACUUAACGUCAAACUCAGCCAGUUAUUUUUCCACACUACCUGCCAACUUGAUCGCUGACGACACCGAAAUACCACAUGAUACCAACGUUGUUGGUAUCACAAGCCUUGUUAGAAGUCUUAGAUGUCUUCUACAGAGAUAAAACAUUCAUUUCGGACCAGUCAAAAUUCUUUAAAUGAUUAAUUCAGUCAUCAUUCUUUGAAGAAAUACCAUACUCUUUAUUCAACGCCUUUCUAAAAGCUCUGUGGAUGAAAUAUCCGUCUACAUAAAAUGUUAUUAAUAACACCUUUAACACUUUUCUUCUUACUUAGCCUCCAUGUCUGCAUACAAGAAUCCACAUAAUAAUAGUACUCUUCAGUAUAAAACAGAAGUCCAUCCAGUGUUAACUGCUACUUUAGUUGUUAAAUUAACUUCCAUCACUAUGUUUUAUUUGGAACUUAGUAUUGGAAAUGAGUUGAUAAUUAAAAGAUGCCUUUUGGCCAGAAGAAAUGAUGUAAAACUCUUUCCUAUUCCUUUCUGUCUGAUGCCCUCUAGUGGCUCUGUAGAUAUCCACCUGAUCUCAGCUCUAAUGAUCAAACUGCUGCUUGGUAUUGCAGCAUCUUUAAUUAUCUUAAUUAUGUUUUUCAGAGCGGAGUUCAGUUGGAUUUCUUUUAUUUGUUUUUUGGUUUUCAUUCCUCAAUGAACAGCCGGUUGUGGUGAACCUGAGAGCGUUGUUCUUGUUACCUCAAAGUAAAAACACUAAAGUGAGUCGCACAGUUAAAAGCUACCAAAACCAAAUUCAUCCUGUCCCUCUUGAAGCAGCAGACAAACAACUCCUCACGGUUAACUCAAAUCUGAUUGAUGGAUUGACCGUGAACCCGAUGACAGAUGAAGCAAAGAUGUGUUGUGCAGAAAUCCAUAAGACAAGUGCUGUUUUUUUGGGAAAUAUACAAAACUAUUCCAGGUUUCUGUCAAAAUGCAGUUCAAAUGCUUCCCACACCGACUUCCUGUCAAUUUGCAUGUUUUAUAGAAACGGACUCAAAUGUUGGAGACCUGUUGAUAUGAAUCACUACAGGGGAGGGCAGGGUAUAUUAUAUAUACAUACUGUAUGUACACAAUUAAGCUGAAAGCACUAAUUUUAUCAAUAGUUUUUAAUUAUCUACGUUUCUUAAUGAUGAAAAUAGAUUGUACAAAGUUUUUUUUUUAUUCUUUGCUUGUGCAUGUUGUUGCCAGAACAGACAAAAACUUUAUGGAUGGUACACCAAUACUCAAGUCACACAACUGUUGCAGUUCACCCCGGUGUAAAAAAGACAAAAAAGGCAUUUCUGCAGUCAUUGUUGCCCAUCAUGAAUGCACAAAUUAAACAUUUGUAAUAGUG
Sebastes umbrosus (honeycomb rockfish) is the source of this 5380-nucleotide messenger RNA. It is a transcript of the gene pkn2, whose product is annotated as protein kinase N2. Gene Ontology annotation, biological process: protein phosphorylation; signal transduction. Gene Ontology annotation, molecular function: protein serine/threonine kinase activity; ATP binding; small GTPase binding. The transcript has 23 exons. The coding region runs from base 349 to 3276 and encodes 975 amino acids. The record is from RefSeq and is a predicted model, not a curated record. NCBI's taxonomy places the organism in Eukaryota, Metazoa, Chordata, Actinopteri, Perciformes, Sebastidae.